GCACCCUCGAGGAUCAUAUGAGGUUCUUCUUCUCCAGAGUUGUGGAGAUAGAAGAGAUACAACGUAGGCAUAGAUGAAGAUCGUAUGCACCCCUCCACCAAAACGCAGUCAACUACGUCACACAAAGAGUGAAUCUCGAAAGAGACACAAUCCAAGGAGCCUUUAGACGCUUUACAAGGAUUGCCUAAGGAGUUCUAGGGAGUAACUAAUUUGGUCCUUUUUUAAGUUUAGUUCUCGUCUUUUUCUGAGUUUUCUUCUUGUUGUGGAUGGUUGGCUAGCGGUUCAUUUUCUUCACUCAAUCAUUUCUUUUCAGCCCGGGUGGGGCUACAUCAAUCAAAGCCGUCUACUGGGACCGAGAUACGAGUAGGUGCAUAUUACUCAACAUACUUAGGUCAGUCCCAGAUAGUCGUGGUGGCGUAAGUAGCUCUAGGUCUAGGUAGAAAUAGAAUAGACGUAGUGUAGCCAUACAACGGGCGCAUAUCUCGGUUGUAUGAGUAUCUCUAACAUCGGUGUAUAAUUGCAGAAACUUGAGCGCAUCUAAGUACUUUAAUAAAGAAUUAUUUACUCACCUAGUUGGUUCCUAAAAGGUUGUGAGUUGUGUGGAGGUCGUUUUAGCAGAUUGCUCAACAGUAGUUCUUCACUUUUCCUUCCAUUGGUCUUGGUAUAGUGAAAUAGUAGAAGGACAACGAAUCUAGUAAGUAGUCGUCCUAUCGAACAUCUUUAAAGUAGAAAAAUAAGUCUAACAGCUUGAACAUUGGACUUGACUUUACAAUAAUAUUGAAAGAAUAUUCUUCACUUCUUCUAUCGCUUCUAUCUUGCAAUAAACUAAAGGAAGAACGGACCACAAAAUUCCACCAAAAAUAGUUGACGCAAUGUCAUCUCGUGGCAAGAAGAAUCGAAGCCGGAACGAGGCAGAGCUAAUCGAGAACGCGAUUCUUGUGGAAGCUCGCUUGAAGUUCGAGACUGAAUUGCACGAUGAACGCGCGUCCUUACAAACUCGCCUUGAACAGCGCGAAAAAGAAAUCUCGGAUGUACUUCUUUGUUUUUUCUUUGCUCCUCAUCCUUCAAUUGGUUAACGAUGAAGACCAUGUGAUGUCCUUAUUUCCAAGGCUUUCCAUCCAUAUCAUUUUUUACCUUUCCAUCCGUAUCUCCAAACACUUCCACCACAGGCUUUCUGCGAACAGCUGGAGCAAGAGCGCAAAUCACUAGAAGAAUCGAAUGCCAAAGCUGCUCAGGAAGCAGAGCGUGUAUUCCGUCAGCGCGAACAAGAUUUACUUGAAGCUGUCAAUAGAGAGCGAAACCGCUUGUCAGCUGAAAAGUUAAGAUUCAUUUGGUAUUGUAUUUUUCAGUGGUUAUUAUAUAUUAAUAUUCCUUGGUGUCUUGUUCCUUUUAUGAUUCAUAUCUACUUGACUUAGCUAGCCUUUCUGCCAGAAUAGCAGGCUAAGUCAAGUCCAAUCUACGGCUAGUUUUGGAUAUCUGUGGGUAACACACCCCGCACAAGAAUCCAACUUCGUCUUGAACCGCGAGACGUUUUCAAAAGUCUGAUCUGUUUGAAUGACACGUAUCCAGCACCCACUCUUGGACCAUGCUUGUACUAUCUAUACCCAUACUAGUUGUUCUAAUUUUCGAUGCGAUCGAACGCGAGCGGAAGGAGAGCAAGCUGAAAUCGAAGGCAGAGGCGAACAAGAUUGCAGAAGAGGAGAUGAAGAAGCUGAAGAAGCAGGAAAAGGCUUUGGAGGAGUUUAAACGUGGUGAAGAAAAACGUUUCAGACGCAAGAUUGAGAUGGAAAAGGAAAACCUGAAGAAAGAAUGCAACUUCAAGCUACAGCAGGAAAAGAAAAAGUUCCAAGACAAGUUACAACUGAAGGAGAAACAGUUGGCGCAGAAGAAGGUAAUAUUUCAGCGACGUAGUGAUUUUUCGUGUAAUAUGUGUCCUACAGCAACAAAUGUGAUUCUGCUGUGAUCUUCUCCUCUGAGAAGACGUAGUUGUAGAAGACUCGUCAUUUCCUUGUGGCUACUAGAAGCAUGGGUUUCAUAGUGUUUUCAGAGUGAGGCCAUCAUACUUGUACUUCUACUCCCACAUCAACAACAUGACCACCUUCAUUACCCCUCCCACGAGCACGACAACACCAUUUUCCUUUCCACUCUUCGCUAAUCAGGACCUAGAACUCGCUGAUAUUCGAACUUUGACGGAGCAACAUCUGUCCGAGAUCCGCCAGCAGUUAGGCAAAGAAAAGGACGAAUUCCAAAAACGCAUGCGCGAUCAGUUGGAGGACGAAUACAAGUUUGAGCUGGAGAAACUGAACCUCCAACGCAAAAAGGACCGUGAGGAACCUGGUUGGGUCUUGGUCGGCGGAACACAGAACGUGAUGCUGGUGGAAGUGUGAGAGAUGGGUUCCUUACCUUUGUUUUUGUAGAUACUAGGUAUAAAAAUUUGACACUGAUAGAAAUAGGUUCGUUUUUAGCUAUGAAACUACUGUUUUUGAGACAUCUUUAAGUGGGCAGUCUGUGGACUUCUUACUGUGUUGAUAAAAUCAGUCACAUUCAUCUUGAUGCAGAGUAGAAUGAUUUCUAGAACUAAAACGACCUAUAUGUCAACAAGAUCACAUAAAUUCUAAGAACAAGAAGUUUUCGAUGGUUCGAUUUAAUGAAAGAGAUAAGGCACUCUCCAUUCAUUGGCGACGAAGUAGAUAUUUAGAUCUUCGUCAACUUGAGCAGCUAACCUGCAAGGAGAUGAUCGUCGAUGUGCCACGCUUCAUGGGAUGGCGCAACAAGUGUUGUUAUGAAAACGGGCGGCUGGAGAAGAUAUGAUUGAUGAAAACUAGUUUUAAGGGGUGGAAAAAUGCUUCUUUCUAUCUUGGGGAGAAUUUUUAAGUAAAGUAGAAGUACGAAUAGUUGUGGCUGUACAAAAAUGUUUCGUGCUGUUUUUGGCAGUUUUGUUUUGUUGUUAAAAUUGUAUUUCUGGUGAGGGUCUUCAACAUCAGAAGUUUGAAGAAGUGAUAUUGGUAAUAAUAUCUUGGGGAGCGCUGUGAUGUCGCCUUUUUUGAGUUCUAUAAUUCUGGGGUGGUGUAGUGUGGAGCAUAAGCACCAAGUAAGAAAGUGGUGUUAAAAUAUGAAAAAAAUUCAAAAAAUGUACGUGGUAUCUGUCAGGGUUUUAUUUUCCGUAAGAGCAGUAUUAUUUUAUUAUGUACAAAUUAUGUUAUUUAGUCAGAGUCACUCUUCUACAACAGGUUAUUCUCAUGGGAUGUUCGAGUAGAAUCAAAUCGAUAGAGUGUUACACAGAGUGUUACGCACCAAUCACAUCGUCAUCAUCAUUAUAUAUUAGAUGUGACUGUUUUUCUUAGUUAGUUCCAAUACUUAAUCACGUCGUGACUGAUUACUAUUACAAACAUGUCACGCAAGGUUGCACGAAAGGUGCAGAAAACCAAUGACGCGGUCUCGUCGGAAGAAAGAGACAAAAAGAAGUCAUAUCGUUCUGGGGGAGAAAAAUGUUCACUAGAUAUAGGGGAGAUGAAAAAAUUCGUUUGUAUCUCUGUGUAUUGAAAGGGGUGCUGGAGGACAGCUGUCUAUCCUGUAAUAUAAACGAACCCUGUAAUAUAAACGAAGUUUAGGUUAGUUUUUUAUGAAGAAAGAUUCCCGUAGAAGAACCAUAGCAGGAUGAAAAUAGGGGGGCAUCAAGAAUGCAAUGCUUCUUUUGGACCGGACGCUCGUCUUGCUAAGGUGCUCGCUCCACGGUCUGCAUGGAAGAACCCAAUGCUGAAGGACAAGCUUGCAUGCCGCAAAUGUCAGAAGUGGGAGCUAGAUUUUGACCCUGCUGCGAUGUCGAUUAGAAUGCUUUAGGCACAUUCAUUCACUGACGCAUCUGCUUCUAUGUAUCCCGUAUCGUGGAGGCUAGUUGUAUCUUGAUGUUUCGAUCUUCGCUAAAUCAAUGAAUGUUGUAUAUGUACUAGAUGAUCAAAAUGUUGAUUCGAUUCGUAUGUGAAGAGAAAGAUUGAAAGCGCAGCUCGCAUCAGGCCACCAAAAAAGUACUAGA
This is a messenger RNA of Amoebophrya sp. A25, 4033 nucleotides long. The record is from the annotation of a GenBank genome assembly. Lineage: Eukaryota; Dinophyceae; Syndiniales; Amoebophryaceae.